This is a messenger RNA of Tarenaya hassleriana, 971 nucleotides long. RefSeq lists its product as uncharacterized. The coding region runs from base 88 to 627 and encodes 179 amino acids. The transcript is spliced from 4 exons. Lineage: Eukaryota; Viridiplantae; Streptophyta; Magnoliopsida; Brassicales; Cleomaceae. The record is from RefSeq and is a predicted model, not a curated record.
GAUGUAAAUACACACACCCCAAAACGAAGGUGUAUAUACACACACAAGUUGCCAUCUCACGACAAAUUCACAAACAACGGAGAGAAUAUGCGGAUCCUCGCGACUCGCCUCGCUAACUAUUGUCUGAAAGGGAGUGUUGUAUCUCUCUAUUCUCAUCAAUCUCGCAGUUGGUGUUCAUCGGAAGGAAAUGAUGGAGGGGUUGAAGAGAGAACAAGCAGAACCCCAUGGAAACGGUUGAGUGCAGUAGAAGAGGAGAUGAAGGAGAUGAGAAGACAAAUGAGCAUGAUGAUGACCAAGCUAGAGGAAGUGUCCAUGGAUAAACAAGGAAAUCACGGAGAAGCUGAGGAGAUAAAAGAGAUGAGACGACAAAUGAGUAUGAUGAUGACGAAGCUAGAGGAAGAUUCCUUAGAGUUCAGAAAACCCAAUACGGCGCAAAACCCAGUCGAUAGUCCUCAAGAAUCCUCUCCGAGCGAAGGUAAAGAGAAAUCCAAAGGAACAACGACGUUCGAGGUUGGUGUGAUUUUUGCGCUCUUGUUGUUUAUGUCCCCUCUGUUGCUGCAUUUCCCGUCUCCUUUGGCUCCUCUUUUAAUGUUGUUCAUAUUGUGUGUUGCGCUUGGCCGUCUGUAGACGAUGGUUAGAACCAUGUAGGAAACUCCCUAUCCAAGGGCUUUCGCUUGCGUUGGAAACAUACAUGAGCCCUCAUGCCUUUUUUCCGGUUUUUUAUUCAAACAGAAAAGUAUAUUUGAUUUGGAGAAAAAUAAAAUCCCAUCAGAGAAUGGGGCAUAUUCACAAAACAUGCCACCAUCAAUUGAUUUGGUGGGCGACCCGAGUGGAUCCGAGUAAGACAGGGCCCAUUAGUCGGGCAAUCGCAACAAAAAGACGUUAAUGUUGAGCAAGCAUGGGCCCCAUCGGCCCAAAAAUAAAGAGUGGGUUCCACUAUCGGGUGACACGUCUACUAUUAGUUUCGACCC